Messenger RNA from Spea bombifrons (plains spadefoot toad), 1288 nucleotides. Its product is annotated as leukotriene B4 receptor 1-like. Lineage: Eukaryota; Metazoa; Chordata; Amphibia; Anura; Pelobatidae. Gene Ontology annotation, cellular component: plasma membrane. The coding region runs from base 114 to 1211 and encodes 365 amino acids. Gene Ontology annotation, molecular function: complement receptor activity; leukotriene receptor activity. The transcript is spliced from 2 exons. Gene Ontology annotation, biological process: positive regulation of cytosolic calcium ion concentration; phospholipase C-activating G protein-coupled receptor signaling pathway; inflammatory response. The record is from RefSeq and is a predicted model, not a curated record.
UAACUGUAAGCAUUUGCAGGCAAAGCAACUAGAAAUCCAUUAGGUGCAGGCUUUUCAAGUGUUACCAUUUGUUUGUGUUGAUAAUCACACCUCUGAUAACGGACUGCAGCAUCAUGACUGAACUAAAUACAGUGGUUAGCCUGGUGAAUACAGUAAAUGCUUCCCUUGCAAACAACACUCAGGGGGAAACAUCUGGAUCUUCUCCUCGGCUUGGAAUAGCCAUCCUUUCCAUAGCUUUCUUUAUCGGCUUCCCAGGCAAUGCCUUCAUCAUCUGGACUGUAUUGACCCGCAUUAAGAAACGAACAGUAACCUGCAUCCUUAUCUUACAUUUGGCUAUAGCAGACAUUAUUGUUAUAAUUACAGCACCAUUCUUCAUUCAUCUUCUCAGCAAUGGCUACUGGAUGUUUGGACCUGUUAUUUGUAAAUCAUGCCAUUACAUUGGAUGCCUAAGCAUGUAUGCCAGUAUUUUUCUCAUCACAUUCAUGAGUCUGGAUCGGUUCCUUGCUGUAGCUAUACCUUUUUCUUCUCAGAAGAUAAGAACUAAGAGGGUGGCCAACCGUUUGAUUUUGGCAAUAUGGUUGCUAGCUGCAGUUUUAGCUAUUCCCAUGCCAUUUUAUCGUGUUAUAAUACUGUUAAAGAACAGGGCGCUCUGUAUUCCCUAUCACAGUAGUUCCAAACAUAUUGUCUUCCAAUACCUGUUUGAGAGUUUGUUUGGAUUUUUUAUUCCAUUUUCAAUCAUUGUAUUUUGUUAUGUAUACAUUGGCCUACGGUUACAGAGUGCACAGUUCCAGAGCAAGCGUAAAACAAGUCGGCUGGUCAUUUUCAUUAUUGUAACAUUUGCUCUGUUCUGGAUUCCUUAUCAGUCAGUUAAUAUCCUACAGGUAUUAGGGGAGACAUUAUCAGACCCUAACACAAAACAAAUGCUCAGAAGAGCAGCUUUAUCUGCGCGUCCAAAUGUUACAGCUCUAGCAUUUCUCAGUAGUAGUGUGAACCCUAUACUUUAUGUAUUUGCUGGUGGUUCUUUUAUCAGAUCUGCUGGGAUAGGUUUUAUGGCCAAGCUAUUUGAGGGAACUGCAUCGGAGGUGUCCAGCUUCCGAACAGUUUCUCAAGUCUUCCGUCAGAGGAGCAGAAAUGAAUCUGUAGAAAUGGGAAAACGUGGGGAAGUUGCAGAGGAAAGCAAGACAUUUUCCACCAAUCCUACAGAGUAUUAAAAUACCAAAAUACCUGCUGUAUGAAUAUAUGAUUAGGUUGGAUCAAUUAAAGUGUUUAGAACUAGAGUAUAUAUAUA